Oryza sativa Japonica Group (Japanese rice) is the source of this 1074-nucleotide messenger RNA. RefSeq names its product BTB/POZ and MATH domain-containing protein 1-like. Gene Ontology annotation, molecular function: protein binding. NCBI's taxonomy places the organism in Eukaryota, Viridiplantae, Streptophyta, Magnoliopsida, Poales, Poaceae. Gene Ontology annotation, biological process: protein ubiquitination. The record is from RefSeq and is a predicted model, not a curated record.
AUGUCGUCGCCGUCGUCGCAGCAGCCGGCGUCCGCCAUCAAGGCGCCCACGACGAGCGGCUACCACCGCCUCAGGAUAGACUACUACCGCAGCCUGGGAUCCCCCACUGGGUGGGCGCUCUCGUCCCGCGACUUCGUCGUCGGCGGGCGGCAGUGGAGAAUCUCCUACUACCCUAACGGCAACCGCCCGGAGAACGCCGAGUUCAUAUCAGUGUUCCUGUGCCUGGACAGCUCUUCUCCGAAGCCGGCGAUGCUGCAGGUGACGAUCACCUUCGACGAUGAGGCCAAGAAGCAGUCGCAGCUUCGUAAGGCCCCCGUGAUCACCAUUGCACCGGGAGCUUGUUGGGGAUAUCACAGGUUCGUGAAGAGGGAUGAUCUUGCGAGGUCGAAGCGGAUCAGGCCCGACGGGUUCUUCACGAUACGGUGCGACGUGUCCCUGAUCGACCACUUCACGGCGCAGGAGGACGAGCCGGUGUUCGUCUCGGUGCCACCUUCCGAGCUGCGGCGCGACCUCGGCGGCCUGCUCGACACCGGGAGCGGCGGCGACGUCGUGUUCCAGGUCGGCGGCGAGGCCUUCACCGCCCACAGGGGCCUGCUCGCGGCGCGGUCGCCGGUCCUCGCCGCCGCGCUCUACGGCCCAAUGAUGGAAGGCGGUGGCCUUCAAGGCGGCGUCGCUAUCAAGAUAGACGACAUGGAUCCUCUCGUGUUCAAGGCACUGCUCAGGUACGCCUACACCGACUCGCUGCCGCCGCAGAUGCAGCAGGGCGAGCUCGAGGAGGAGGGACGCGCCAUGGCGCAGCAUCUCCUCGCCGCAGCCGAUCGGUACGGGAUGGAACGGCUGAGGCUGCUAUGCGAAGCUCAGCUUUGCAAGCACAUCGAGGUGGCCAGCGUGGCGAGUAUCCUGAUCUUGGCCGACCAACACGGAUGCUCCGGCUUGAAGAACGCUUGCUUCGAGUUCCUUAAGAGCCCUGGGAAGUUUGCAGCUGCCAUGGCGACACAAGAGUACGAUUACCUGAAGACGAACCACUGUGCUCUGGCGGAUGAGGUCGUCAAGGUGCUAGCUUCACAACUCUAG